AUGAAAACUCUUGUCACAGCCUUGACUAUUGCCCUUGUGGCUUUCUUUGAUAUUUCAACAAGUCAGCAGAUGCAUCUUGUUCCUCAUUUGGCAGGGCCCCAGACCUAUGUGUACAGAUAUGAGGCUUUGCUCUUCAGCGGUCUUCACCAGAAAGAUCUGGCUCGAGCUGGCAUUAAGAUCAACAGCAAAGUUUUAAUCAUUGCGGCAGAUGACAAUAUUUUCUUGCUUAAGCUCUCAAAUCCUCAGCUGUUUGAAUACAGUGGUAUCUGGCCUGAGGACACUUUUGUCACUUCUAAAUUUACCUUAGAACUGGCUGCUCAGCUUCAGAUUCCUAUCAAGUUUGAGUACACCAAUGGUAUGGUAGGGAAGCUGUUCAUACCAAGUUUGGUCCCAACUAUCGUCAUCAACCUAUACAGGGGAAUUCUGAACAUUUUUCAGCUCAACCUCAAGAAGACCCAGAAUGUCUACGAGAUUCAGGAGGAUGGAAUUCAAGGUAUUUGCAAGACUCAAUAUGUGAUCAGUGAAGAUGAAGAAAACAACCACACCACUAUUAUCAAGUCCAAGGAUCUUACCUCUUGCCAUAAGAGGAUAAUGAAGGAUGUUGGCUUGUCUUACCUUGAGAAAUGUAUCGAAUGUCAGCAGAAAAUAAAAAGUUACUCUGGAGCUGUAACCUACAGCUACAUCUUGAAGCCAGCUCCAAAUGGUGUUAUGAUUACUGAAGCAACCGUCCGAGAGAUUCAUCAGUUUACACCUCAAUAUGAAAUUGGUGAUGCUACCCAGAUGGAAACAAGACAAACUUUGACCUUUCUGGAGAUAAUGACAACUGACAUAAUUCCAAUCAGCGCUGACUAUUUAGCUCGUGGAACUUUACAGUAUGAAUUCAGCACUGAAACACUCUGGAGUCCCAUUCAGCUCAUGAAAAUAAGUGAUGCACAGGCUCAGAUAGUAGAUGCUCUGAAUAAUCUGGCAACCAAAAAAAAAGAAGUCCAUGAAGAUGUACCUCUGAAAUAUAUCCACCUUAUCCAGCUUAUGCGUUUUGCGAGUGUGGAUGCUGUUGAGGGAAUAUGGUCUCAGUUUAAAACUAGGCCAAAUUUCAGGAAAUGGAUUUUAGAUGCUAUUCCUGCAGUUGGCACACUAGCUGCUUUAAAAUUCAUCAAGAAGACAUUCUUGGCAGGUGAACUAUCUUUUUCUGAGUUCACUCAGGUCCUUCUGGUUGCUGUGCACAUGGUCACCGCUAAUUUGGACACCAUUAAGAUGUACUCUAGCCUGGCUUUGCAUCAUAAAGUUCAAGAAACCCCAGUUCUACGUGAAAUUGCAAUGCUUGGUUAUGGGACAAUGAUUGCCCGCUAUUGCAGUGGUGCUCUUGAAUGUCCAGUUGAGCUUUUGAAGCAUAUUCAUGAGAUUGCUACUAAGGUGUCUGCAAAGGCUGAUAUUGCAGAGAUCACCUUGAUUCUUAAAGUACUGGGCAAUGCCGCCCACCCUGCUAGCAUCAAAUACAUCACAAAGUUUCUACCAAUAUUUGGAACACACAUACAUCAGUUUCCCAUGAGAGUUCAAGUGGAUGCCAUUUUGACUCUGAAGGCUCUUGCUAAAAAGGAAUCUAAACAGGUCCUGAAUGUAGUUCUGCAACUUUUUCUGAACAAAGAUCUUCACCCAGAGCUACGCAUGCUCUCGUGGAUUGUGAUUUUUGAGACAAAGCCAAGCAUGGGUCUGGUUAUUACUCUUGCACGUGGUCUCCGAUCAGAAAAAAAUCUACAAGUGUCUAGUUUUGCAUACUCUCACAUGAAAGCCUUGGCAAGAAGCACAGCACCUGAUUUUGCUUUAAUCGCCAUUGCCUGCAAUGUUGCCAUCAAGAUACUGAGCCCAAAACUGGACAAACUUAGCUUUCUUUACAGCAAAGCAUUUCUCUUGGAUGGCUAUACAUACCCUCUCAUGGAUGGUGCUGCUGCUAGUGCUUUCUUCAUCAACGAUGCCACCACUAUACUGCCGAGAGUGGUUGUAGCUAAAGUACAUGCUUACCUGGCUGGAGCAGCUGCUGAUGUUUUUGAGGUGAGUAGCAGUGGUGAUACAAUACUUCUCUAUGUUGGCAUCAGAACUGAUGGGAUUCAGGAGGUUCUUCUGAAAUCUCCAUUUCUGAAUGAGGAUGGACAGCCAACGAUUAGACAACUGUUUCAAGCUCUGAAAUCAUUCAAGACCCUGUCAAAGAAGCAGCACAUAGGCUCCAUCUAUAUUAAACUGUUUGGACAAGAGAUUGCAUUUGCGAAUGUUGAUAAAGCAGUUCUUGAACAGGCAAUACAGUUCACUACUGAAGGCCAUAUGGUUGAACUGAUAGAGGAGGCUCUUAAAAAAAUGCAGAAUGGCAUUGUCUUCCAGUACGCAAAGCCCCUGCUGAUGGGUGAAGUGCGUCACAUCUUCCCAUCAGCAGCUGGUGUACCCAUGGAGUUAAGCUUGUAUGCUGCUGCUGUUGUUGCUGGUAAUCUGAACGUCCAGGCAAUUAUUACACCACCUCUAACUGAAUUGACCAGUGUUGCUCAUCUCAUGAAGACAGAUGUCAAAGUGACUGCUGAAAUUUCACCAAGCAUUGCCUUGCAGGCUUUUGCUGUAGCUGGAAUAAACACUGGUUUUAUUCAAGCUGCUUCCAUCGCCAGAGGAAAGAUCCAUACAUUGAUGCCUCUAAAAGUGGUUGGAAAAUUUGACAUCACACAUGCUAAUUUCAAAUUGCAGACCUUUCCUAUUGCAUUUCCAGUGCAUGCUGUGACUGCACAGUACGUAACAGUUCACAGUUGUCUCCAUCAUUUCACCACUGUGUAUCUCAUCAAUAACAUUUUGUGCUUCUUGUUCAACUCUAGUUUCGAAACUUUAUCGGCAGCCGGAAACAUUGAGGAUGUCAAUGCACAGAUAAUUAAACCCACUUUACCAAAGAUGGUUGUUGUGCAAAGUUCUCAAAACACACUUACAUCAAUCAUUUCACCUGGAGCUUUGUCAUCUGAACCUGUUAUGCCACCUGUCAAGGAUCCUGAACUGAGGAGUAUUGUUCCAGUUCACAAAACUCUUUGUUCUGUUAUACCUCACAUUGGGAUCAAAACAUGCAUGGAAGUUUUGUCCUGUAAUGCUGCCUUUAUUAAAAACACCACACUUUAUAACAUGAUUGGACAGCAUGGGGGACUAGAACUAGAGGUCCAAUUGGGUGCCAGAGCUGCUAAAAAGCUCCUUAAAGAAAUUAACAAUGUUUACCUAAAGACUCCCAAGAUCAAGACCAUCCUGCAGAAACUAAGGGAAAUCCUUGAGGGAAGAAAAAGGGACAAAAGCUCCCGGUUCUUUAACCAUAAAAAAAUCCAAAUUGCUCCAAGUUCCAGCAGGCGCAGCUUUAGUUCCAGCAGUUCUGUUCACGAUUCCAUCUCCCAUCUGUCUGAAACUAGAUCACUUGUAGACUCGGUUCCUCCAGUGGUUGCUAUUAUUGGACGUGUUGUGAGAGUUGAUCACAAGUUGUUGGGGUACCAGCUGACUGCUUAUGUGGACCGGCCCAACUCAAGGGUGCAGAUGAUUGUGGUUUCUAUUGCAGCAAAGGACAACUGGAAAAUGUGUGCAGAUGCUGUCCUGAUGAGCAAGCAAACAAUUGUUGCAAAGAUGGCUUGGGGAGCAGAGAGCCCAAAAUAUGCAAUUACCAUCAAAGGUGGGACUGGCCACCAUGGUCCAAGUCCUAUGGUCUAUCUCAAAGUUAAGUGUGAGAAGGUGCCCAGAUUCAUUACCGCCUAUUCCAAGAGUGUGGCUGGAUACAUUCCUGGUGCAGCUGAAAUGACUGGACUGACCAUUAGCAAUGAAAAAAACAUUGAGCGACAGAUAGAACUAAUUAUACUUGUUCAAGAUUUAAGAACAUUGGAUAUUAUUAUCAAAACCCCAUUGAUGACCUUGUCAAAGACAAACUUGGUCCUUCCAAUCGCUUUGCCUUUUGAGGCCUAUCCAGAAGAUAAUGUCAUAAAGAUGAUUCAAAACUUGUAUAAAGAGGCUAGUUCAGCUAAAUGCAGCAAAGUCAGAAGCAUCUUGACAACAUUCAACCAUAGGACGUAUAACUGUGAAAUUCCUCUUUCCUUCUACCAAGUCCUAGUUCAAGACUGUACUUCCGAGCAUAAAUUUUUAAUCCUAAUGAAAAAGGAUGAUGUCUAUAAGCAUGAAGUCCUUAGCAUUAAGGUGGCAGACAUUGCUGUUCAGUUGUACCAACAAGACAGUGUAAUAAAGGUCAGAAUAAAUGGAACAGAAGUAACAACUGACAAAAUUCCAUACCAUCACCCAACAGGAACCAUACACAUUGAGAAGAAAGGUGCAGGGAUUGCUUUCUAUGCACCAGGCCAUGGUCUAAAUGAGGUCUAUUAUGCUGCCGACCAGUGGGAGAUUUAUGUUGGGGACAGGAUGAAGGGACAGACUCGUGGAAUCUGUGAAAAGGCUGAUGGAGAAAUCAAGCAGGAAUAUCGCAGACCCUAUGAAAACCUGACCAAGAGCUCAGUCGGUUUUGCCCACUCGUGGGUGCUUCCUGCUGAGAGUUGUCAUGAUGCUGAUCAAUGUCACACAAAGCUUGAAACAAUGACACUGAGGAAGCAGAGGUCAGAUUGGCAAGCUUCCAAAUGCUCCCCCACUCAGCCUGUGGUGUCUUUCAUUGAGGACUAGUUACUUCAAACUCUGACACUUUCUGCAAAUCUGAACAGCAACUUCAUGAUCUGAGAGAAACUGCAGAAGCUCAAUUGAUCUGUAAAUGUACAGAGGAAUGAUAGUCUUUUUAGAGUCCUGGUGUAGGAAAUACAGGGUGAUUAAAAAAGAAUAACACAACUUUCGGGUUGCUGUCCCUUAAGUGUCUGGAGGGGGGCAUAUUGAACAUUUAUGAACUUGUUUUCUACUGAAAAAAAAAAACUUUUAAGUACUCUUAACAUUGAUAAAUUACCCAAGAUUCCAUCAUGUUUCUUUGAUUAAAUACAUAUUUUCAAAGUUGUGCUAUUCUUUUUGAAUCACCCUGUAUUACAAAAUUUAAAUAAAUAAAAUGCAAGCUCUGAAAUCUAUCAAUCUGGUUUGGCUGAUAAAUAUUUACAAUUGUUUUAUGCAUUUUUAAUAUCUAACAAAAUGUGAUAUAGUCACAUACAUAAACGAUAGAUUGUAUAUUAUGAACUAACAGGAAAAAUAAUGUAUGUAUAAAUUAUUUUACCAAGAAUAAUACAUGCUGUGAAAAACAUUGUUCAUUGUUAAUUCUGACACCAAAUGCAUUGUUGAACUUUAACAUAGAGAACUAUUAAAAAGUGUUGCUCUGAA
Danio rerio (zebrafish) is the source of this 5295-nucleotide messenger RNA. Lineage: Eukaryota; Metazoa; Chordata; Actinopteri; Cypriniformes; Danionidae. The record is from RefSeq and is a predicted model, not a curated record.